UAGGUCACAUGACAUUGUUUACGGGAAGUACGGAACGCCAAGUCCGUCGUUUCCUCAUGCAUGUGUAUAUGUACUUCAUGUGAAUCAUGCAUUUCUUCUAUUUUUAACUUUAUAUUGCCUGCAUUUAGCGCCGAUAAUGUGAAAGUAUGAUUGUGCUGCCAGCCUUUUAUUAUUGUGCAGCAUGAGAUGGAAGCGGCUGUUUCAACAAAGUUGAAAUAGUUUGCAACCGUGUCACUGGGUUUUCCUAAUUUCAUGCGACACAUCAGGCAUUCUCUCAAUAACAAUGAGGUCGUUGAAUUUCGUCCAGCGUGUGAGUUUGGAUUUCACGGGUACUCUGUUUCCUCAUGCAAUUUGUCUGGGAGAUGCAGACAACGAUACGUUGAACGAGCUUGUCGUGGGAGACACCAGUGGGAAGUUACUGAUAUACAAAAAUGACGUCUCCAAACCCUGGAUGACAAGAACCUGUGUCGGCAUGCUCACAUGUGUUGCCGUUGGGGACGUAUGCAACAAAGGAAAGAACUUUGUGGUCGCGGUCAGUGCCGAGGGCUGGUUCCACCUGUUCGACAUGACCGCCGCCGCCUCGGGGAAAGCCGACUCCGUCAGCCAGCACGAGUCCCUGUGCCUCGACGACCAGAAACCCUGCUUCACACAACACAUCCCCGCCAACACCAAGGUCCUCCUCAUCAGCGACAUCGACGGGGACGGCCACUGGGAGCUGGUGGUGGGCUACACGGACCGCGUGGUGCGGGCGUUCCGCUGGGAGGAGCCGGCGGACGCCGCUGACCUGGGGUCAGGCCAGCUCGUCCUGCUCAAGAAGUGGCUGCUGGAGGGACAGGUGGACAGUCUGUCGGUGAACCCGGGGAACGAGGGCCUCCCGGAGCUGAUGGUGUCGCAGCCCGGCUGCGGAUACGCCAUCCUGCUCUGCUCCUGGGCCACGCAGGCCCCCCCCGCCGCAGCCGGGGACCCCCCCCCAGACGCCGGGGACCCCCCCCCAGCCGCCGGGGGGGACGGCAGCGGGGGGACGGCUGUCUCCACACCCGGCAGCCCCAGGGAUGUAAUACUGCAUCUGACCACCGGGCGGAUCCACAACAAGAACGUCUCCACUCACCUGAUCGGCAGCAUUAGCAGAGGUUCAAAGGAGGAAUCUUCCAAAUGUGGGCUCUUCGCCAUGUGCACUCUAGAUGGUUGCCAUGGUGACCGCAUCCCCCUGUUCCCGUGCUGGCGUGUGCUAGGAACCCUGAAGUUGAUGGACAGCUCGGAGCAGCUGUGGUGGUCAGUCCAGGUGGACCACCAGCUCUUUGCCCUGCAGAAGCUGGACGUUACCGGGGACGGGAGGGAGGAGGUGGUGGCGUGCGCCUGGGACGGGCAGACCUACAUCAUCGACCACCACCGCACGGUGGUGCGCUUCCAGUUCGAGGAGAACGUCAACGCCUUCUGCGCCGGGCAGUACACGUGUAAGGAGGGCCGGAACAGUCCGUGCCUGGUGUACGUCGGCUUCAACCACAAGAUCUACGUCUACUGGCGGGUGGGGUUGGAGCGCAUGGAGCCCACCAACCUGCUGCGCCUCCUGGAGCAGAGGCCCGCCUUCCAGGGCCUGCUGCAGCAGCUGGGGCUGGACGGAGAGGACCCGGCAGCCGUCAGGAAGCUGCUGGCAGACGUCCUCUACAAAGACGGCGCCGUCCAAACGCCGUGACGCGCGAUCACGAAGGCCGGCUGUUCGGACACGCGCCCCCUCACGGCCGUUCAUGUAAAUACUAAUUCAAUGUCUGCCAAUAAAUACCUCUGCAUUCUCCCCCCAAA
This is a messenger RNA of Gadus morhua (Atlantic cod), 1800 nucleotides long. It is a transcript of the gene itfg2, whose product is annotated as integrin alpha FG-GAP repeat containing 2. Bases 284 to 1693 code for a protein of 469 amino acids. Gene Ontology annotation, cellular component: KICSTOR complex. The transcript is spliced from 12 exons. Gene Ontology annotation, biological process: regulation of TOR signaling. The record is from RefSeq and is a predicted model, not a curated record. Lineage: Eukaryota; Metazoa; Chordata; Actinopteri; Gadiformes; Gadidae.